Molecule: messenger RNA, 783 nt
Organism: Tricharina praecox
Lineage: Eukaryota; Fungi; Ascomycota; Pezizomycetes; Pezizales; Pyronemataceae
Exons: 2
Coding region: 1-783 (260 amino acids)
Source: RefSeq, a predicted model, not a curated record
AUGCGUUCAUCCCGCAACGUCUACGGUCGUGAGACCAUCCCGCUGAGCCAAGUGGAUCCUCACGCACCGCUGCACCACCUGCGGGAGUUUAUGACUGCUGAGGAGCUCGAGCGGGCAAAGCCCAAGGGGAUCUACGCGGAGUGUUUCAAGCGGCCCGAGAGCUGGGGUCCGAACCCGUUUCCCGACGACGACCUGAGCACAGCCGACACCGAUAGCCAGGACGACUGGAAUCCGUUUGAGGGGGUCGAGAACUCCGGCGGCAAGGGCAAGUGCAAGGGAAAUGGCAAGGGCAAGGGCAAGCCCGAGCCCGAGCCCACGGCUGUAGUCAACGACGAGGAGAAUGUUCUCGGGGAGAUGGAGGACGACGGCGAGGAAGAGGAGCCGGUGGAGCCGCACGGAGACCGUGUCGUCUACGAUGUGGCCGGCCGCAGGUUGCUGAGGAACUUCGAGAACGAGGAUGAAUACGCGGCUAUGCUCAAGGCGACAGGGCCUGACGACCCAGAGGAGGCUGCGGUCCGGCCCUCAAAUAUCAGCGCCGGGGAGUGGAAGAACCUCCUGCCAAAGGAGAGGACCCGACUGAUCGAGCGAAGCUACUUCUACGCCUUCGUCUGCAGCUACCGCAUGUUCGCCGCGUACACCAUUGCCUUCGGCAUCACUGCGUACCUGGUCAUCACUAUGGUCCAAAUCGUCGAACCCGGCUGGUUUAAUCCUGUCGACACAUCUCUGGACCAGAUUUGGAAGGGAAUUGAGGACCGUAUCCUGGGAUACAAUUGGGUCAGAUAA